AUGGCUUCCUCCUCCCGCGCGCUCAACGCGAUCCUCCCGCAAAUCGCGACCGCGCCCUACGAGGCGCACCAAAAAGCGCGCACCUUCGCCGCGCGCUACGUGAAGUCGAACCAGCUCGACACCGCCAUCGAUGUGCUCUUCCAGUCCGCGCGCGAGCUACUGAAGACCGGCCAGCCGGGGUCGGGCGUGGACCUCGCGGGAUUCAUGCUGGAGGUGUAUGAGACGAAGGGGGAGAAGGUGACGGAUGAGAGUCGGGGAAGGGUGACGCAGCUGAUUGCGCUGACGGGGUCCGAGGGGACGUGGAGGAAAUCGCUGAUUGACAAGGCGGUUGCCUGGUCAGCCAAGCACGGCGCGUACCCCAGUGGCGAUCCCGAUCUGCAUCACUAUAUCGGCUCCCUGCUCGUCAAAGAGGGUGCCUACGACGUCGCCGAGCAUCACCUUCUCGCAGCUGGCCUGCGCGAUAGCGCACGGCUGCUCGCAGAAUCCUUUAUACGCUGGAUGGAAGCGGGCGGCGAAGCAGGAAACUACGCGCUGAAGGGCACUCUACCCUACCUUCUCAACGGCAACAUCCUCGCCGCCCGCACCUUCAUCACCACCUUCGUCGCCCAACUUCCCCAGUCCGAGCUCGUCUCCGCACCACCGCUGCAAGCCGGGGACUCAGUGCAACUGGUCCAAGCCAAGGACGGCGUCGUCAACUUCUGCCAAGCAGCCGUCCUGGCAUGCCAGCGCGCGAAUGGGGACCGCAACAAGGUCAUGCGUGAGAGCUGGGUGCGGCUGUGUGGGACGUACCAGAGCCGCGGAGGUGCGUUGGCGCAGCCGGAGGUCAGGAGGAUCCUCAACGAGAUCGGCGGCCUCUACUUUUCGCUUCCCCCGCCCAGGAGUCAGGGCGGAAACCCGAUGGCCGACAUGAUGUCGUCGCUGUUUGGCGGCGGGGCGCCGCAGGCGCAACCCGCGAGGAGACAGCUUGUACCUGCGCUGCCGCCAGCGGCGAUUACGCAGGAGCUGGAUUAGGUGGUGGGUGGGCAGAGCGAUGAGGGAUGAGGGAUGCAGGUGUGCAGAUGGACUGCUUUUCUUUUUGCAAUGGUUGGCAGUGUAGGAGCGAGGUAUACAGUUUUACAGCUCUGUGGAUUACACGAGUGUUGUAGGAAAUGAGCAAGUGCAUAUUUUUUACAAUGGUUUUCGUGGGUCAACGUCAG
Molecule: messenger RNA, 1196 nt
Organism: Schizophyllum commune H4-8
Lineage: Eukaryota; Fungi; Basidiomycota; Agaricomycetes; Agaricales; Schizophyllaceae
Exons: 6
Coding region: 1-1011 (336 amino acids)
Biological process (GO): protein insertion into ER membrane
Cellular component (GO): cytosol
Molecular function (GO): protein binding
Source: RefSeq, a predicted model, not a curated record